AUGUCCCACGAGUGGAGUCCGGCACAGAUAUUCGUGGGUAGCUAUUUGGCCGUACUAAUAGCGGUUGUCUACCGCAUCAUCAUCUCUGUCGUGACCAACAGUCUGAGACUGGUCGAGCCAUUUCGCCAGCUGAGUGAGCCAAACGAAGCGCUCGCGGACCAGGCACUGUUCUCGUCAUGUCACGACCAAUUGGCCAUCGUCGGCAUCCUCCGUGCAAUAUCAGGUCGACGAUGGGUUCUCAUCUCGACAUCAGUCGCCUCGCUGGCCGCCUGCUUACUGCCAGCUUUGGCCUCUGAGGCCGUGAUCGCAGACACAGAUUGGGGCUGUGCAUAUUCGCUACUUGCGAACCCCAACCCGUGUCCCGCUCGUGUAGCAAUAUCUCCAGUGGUCAUUCGAGCUACCCAGGCGAUAUUGCUGAUCAACGCGGCAAUCAUGAUCGCAAUGCUAGCCACUUUGUCCAGCACCACCACUGACCUACCAGGCGACCCAAGCUCGAUUGCCGCGGUCGCACAACUGAUAGGACCCGACGUGUCUGACUUGAUGUCGGACGCCGCGGUCGACAGCAAAUCACAGCUUCGGCACCGUCUCGAAGGCAGGCUGUACAAGCUGGGGCGCUUCGGGAGUAAAAAUGGCGCUUCGCGCUACUGCAUACAUGUCCAUGCUACGAAGAGCGGGAUGGUUGAUUCCGUCACAACGACUACUCCAAUGGCCUCGACAUACACGGCGAUCAAGAAUCGAUACUGGACGGUCGCAAUCAUUACGAUCAUGACGCUGCUGGCUGAGCUGCUGAGUAUCCUGAUCGGUAGCAUACCAUUUGCACCUGGUCAGACCUACUACCAGUACCGCCUCGCCUCUUACCUAUGCAUGAGCAUUCUCGGUAUCAUGGUUCUGGGUGUCGUCGUGCUUAUGAUAGGCCGGUGGCACGAACCAAAGAUACCGUUCUUGCCUGAUGUGCUUGGUACGAAGAUGUACUAA
This is a messenger RNA of Fulvia fulva, 975 nucleotides long. RefSeq lists its product as uncharacterized. The record is from RefSeq and is a predicted model, not a curated record. Lineage: Eukaryota; Fungi; Ascomycota; Dothideomycetes; Mycosphaerellales; Mycosphaerellaceae. The transcript has a single exon. Bases 1 to 975 code for a protein of 324 amino acids.